Molecule: messenger RNA, 2591 nt
Organism: Mytilus californianus (California mussel)
Lineage: Eukaryota; Metazoa; Mollusca; Bivalvia; Mytilida; Mytilidae
Product: carbohydrate deacetylase-like
Exons: 5
Coding region: 1121-2032 (303 amino acids)
Biological process (GO): carbohydrate metabolic process
Molecular function (GO): deacetylase activity
Source: RefSeq, a predicted model, not a curated record
GUUCUAAAUAUAUUUUUAUAUAACUAUACAAAUAAUGAUGCCUGCCGUGUCAUUUCUUUUUUUCUUUUCUAUUUGAAUUUAUUGUCCCAAAAAAGAAUUGCUCUACGAAAUAACUGUGGUCAAUUUAUUUUAGAAUUCUUUGAUUGCACUGUCACGGAACAGAAGUUCCUUCAUAAUAUAAGUUCCAAAUGGAAACAAUAUUCUGGAAUAUUAUUUCCACUGGAAUAAAUAUUACAGUAAAUAUUCCUAACGGAAUAAAUGGUAUAGAAUAUUUGUCCCAACAGGAACAGAUAUUAUGACAUUGUUUAUAACAAAGUUUCAGGUGGAACUUCUGUUAGGCGGAACAAAUAUACAUUGACACACUACCUAGUACUCAUUCCGUUAUUAUGAUCCAAAUUCAAAGGCUUUGUCUUUCGGCCUCUUUUAUUUAUCUAUAAUAAUGAUUAAAAAAAAAACGGUAAAAUAACUAAAAAACUCUCUGUGCAUGACACUUCGAAUAUUCACCUGCUUAAAAAAAUCGCGUUUAUAAUAUAAAUUCCACUUCCGCUAAUCGAAAUUGAACUCAAAAACUUAGCACAUUUCGUAAUCACGACAAUUGUGUUAAAAGAGGUAAUAACUCUGAAGCUCAGUAGAUUGUUCAACAAAAACACACUUGUAUAGAUCCACAAAUAUUUCCGUGUAAUGAAAACCAAAAAUGGACUUCUGUGAUUUACCUAUUCCAUUUGAAUAAAACAUCAAGACAAAUUUAAAAAUUUAGAUUUGUCAGUGAAUGUCUUUUAAUUUUACACCCUUAUUUAGUUCUACAUUAAUUAGAAAAGGCUUGCAAUCUUCGAUGUAUUAAAGACAUUUAAGUAAAAAAUAUAUACCAUCUUCAAUUUCUUUUUUUUUUCAGUUUUACAUCUUUCAAUAAAAUUUAAAAUAUAAAAAAUGGGGAAUGUGUCACAGAGACAACAACCCGACCAAAGUGCAAAAACAACCGAAGUCCACCAAUGGGUCUUCAACAAAACGAGUAAAUCCCGCACUUGUAUCAAUUAUCAAUUUUAUUUGUCUAUCAUUGCAGAUUUGUUAUGUAUAUCAACUGAUUAUAAAAGUGCUUAAAAUCUGGUUAAUCUUCUAAAACAUGCCUAACUACUUAAUAGUCAACGCUGAUGAUUUUGGUUAUGGAAUUGAAAGGAAUGAUGGCAUCAUAAAUUGUUUCAAAGCAGGAGCUAUAUCAAGUACUACAAUGCUUGUGAAUGGCGUUUCUGCCGAGGACGCUGCUAAGAAGGCAAAAUUGGCAGGCCUUCCCACAGGACUCCAUCUUAAUAUAUCAGAGGGAAAACCACUUGGUCCAAGUGCAAAGACCCUGACUGAUUCUGAUGGUAACUUUUUCGAACUUUUCAAAAUACGAGAACGUGCUGCUGAAGGACGAUUCAACCUGAACGAGGUUAGAGAUGAACUACAAAAACAGAUUGACAGAUGUGAAGAAUUGAUGGGAUGUAAACCACAACAUGUUGAUGGUCAUCAGCAUGUGCAUGUGCUUCCAGGUAUAUGUGACAUAUUUGCACAUGUUCUUUCACAGAAUGGAAUCAGAAGUACAAGAUGUCCUUAUGAAGAUCUUAAUCCUGACACUAAGUAUGCUUGGUUCGAAGGAGAUACCAAGAACAUGGCGACUUUAAUGGCUGAAGUUGUGCAGCAGUCUCAACAGGCAAAACCUAUUUUCCUCAGAAACGGAUUAUGGUUAGCGUCAAAAUUUUGUGGACUUCAAACCAUGGGACUUGACAUGACAAAUGAGUCAUUGAAAAAUACACUGAAACAAAUAUUUCGAAGUGAUAACAAAGAUGAUAUUGUUUCCUGUGAAUUAAUGGUGCAUCCUGGUUACAGAACAAAGGAAGAAGGAGGAUGUGGAACUGGGCCGGACGAAUUCUCGCAAUCAGAUCAACGAGAGUUAGAAAUGGAUAUUUUGUGCGAUAGUGAUAUGCUCGAUUUUUAUAGGCAAAUGGAAAUAGAGUUAGUUUCUUUUCCAAAAUGUGUUCAACUUGCCAAUUUUUAAAAACAUUCACAGAUUUCAAUCUAGUUCAGCUAGUUCUGAUACCAUUACUCGAUUGCAAAAAAAAUAUUAAAAGAAGCCCUCAGAAAUGUGUACAAAGUCAAAGACAAUAGCAAAUAACUUGAUUACUACAUGCAAAACACUAAGCAGUUUUAAAUAAAUUAAAAUCUUCAUGCAUAUGUAUUACGUGUCUAUUAAAUAAGCAUUUCUAGCAGCUUUGGGGAACAAUCGGUUUUUAUAUUUGACUAUUUGCAGAUAGCUAGGUGUGUUUAAGGAAUAAUUUUACUUUUAUUGAUAUUAAAUAUUUGCCUGCAAUUCCAUAGCAGGAGUAUCAGCAGAUUUGUAUAUUUAAAACACUGGUCAACUUGUAAAAGUAAAGUAUAACUGGCGGGUUGCAUUCUUCCAUGUUUGUUUUUUGUUGUCAGUUUUGACUUUUGGUUUUCUUUUGAAUUGUUCUGCAUUUUGUCAUUAUUUGGACCUUUUAUAGCUUAGUAUACGAUAUGGGUUUUGUUAAAAGUUUAAAAAGGUCACAUGGUGACCUAUACGUCGUUUACAUCCUCUA